This is a messenger RNA of Meloidogyne enterolobii, 1548 nucleotides long. The record is from the annotation of a GenBank genome assembly. NCBI's taxonomy places the organism in Eukaryota, Metazoa, Nematoda, Chromadorea, Rhabditida, Meloidogynidae.
AUGCCCAAUUCAAUGAAAGACCCACUUAAUGAAAAACAGAGUGAGACAGGCACAAACGACCGACCAGAUUCUAUAAGGACAACUACUACAAUGAUGCCUGAGACAAAUUGGAACAGUAUUUACACAGCAAGUAUGCUUUCCUUUAUUGGAACAGUCCAAUUCUCACUUUAUUUCUCUUCAAUGUGGCCAUACGUACAAAUUAUUGACCGCUCAAUAAACGAAACAAUGUUUGGAUGGAUUAUAGCAAUAUACAGCGUUGGACAAAUAAUUUCUGCCCCAUUAUUCGGCUAUUGGAGUAACAAAAUUCAACAAGUCCGUCUUCCCCUUUUUGUUGGACUAGCACUUAUGUUUAUGGGAAAUCUUUGUUAUCUGAGCUUAGAAUUAACAACAAUACCCAAAUUAUAUAUUCUUUUAUUUGGAAGGUUUAUGACGGGGAUGGGCUCUGCAUUCCAACUUUUAUUCACUUCAUUUACAUAUCCGGGCACUACACUCCUCGGACAUUUACGAUUUAAUUUGUUUACUGGACCUGCAUUUUUGGCUUGUACAAUGAAUUUAUUUGGUACAAUUAUUUUGCUAUUUAUUUUCAAAGAAGUAUAUGCGGGUCUGCACCAUGAAGAAUAUAAUAAAAUUGUUCGGGUUGAAAAUGGGGAAAGCAACAGAUCAGAAACAGCUACAACAAAGGCAAGUUUUACGAAAAUUGGCUCAGUAAAUUCUCUAACAUCUUCAUUGCCUUCAAAAUUACCCCCCUACGAUUUAAUUGCUUGUUUUGUUUGUUAUCUAAGUCGAUUUACCCAAAUGUUUGUCCAAACAAAUUUGGAAACAAUAGGAAGUCCUUUUUCUAUGACAAUGUUUGGAAUGACUGAACAAAAAUCCGUGGAAGUUAUUUCUAUUGCCCAAGCAUUGGUUGGGUCUAUAACUUUUGCUACUUAUAUUUUUUAUAUUUAUUUUAAAUCUUCGAAUAUGGAAUUAAAUUUCCGCCUAAGUUGUAUUUUGUCUAUAUUAGGCCUUGGAGCUUUUCAUAUAGUUACUUUUCCGUGGCCUUUCCUUAGCAAUCCGCUACAAGUUUAUACGGAGAAAGAAAGACUAGCUUAUAAAGUAGAACACUUACCUGCUGACUUGGAACCUGUUGGGUGUAAUACAGACAAAUUUGAUUGGUGUUACAACAUUGGGCAAGUAAAUGUUUGGAUAUAUUUUAUUUCUUAUGUUGUAUUUAUUGGAUUUGCAUUUCCAAUACUUAAUAUAGCCAUGAACACUUUAUUUUCUCAUAUAAUUGGGCCUAGACGACAGGGAACGCAACAAGGGUUUUUUCAAAUAUCUGGAAGUAUUGCUAGAAUGAUUGGACCUAUUGGGAUGAGCACAUUAUACACAAUGUAUGGUCCACGCAUGGCUUGGACAAUGGAAUUAUUAAUUAUUGGAAUAACUACACUUCUUUGGAUAAUUUUCUACAAAAGAAUGGUUCCAUUAUUGUCUUCUCCAUAUACUUCAAAUAGCACUAAAAGGAAAUUUACUGUUCAAAAUAUUUUUUGGAUUUCGUCCAUUAAGGGUUGA